AUGCCUACGCCGACGAAACAGCCCCAGAAGAAUGCCUUCGACAUCCGUCUCGCAGAGUCCGUGGUGUUCCUCCGCGCAGGAGAUGCCACCGGCAGACCCCGCAACAUGCAGGCCGACGCCCCUCCUGGUAUGCUUCGUGGGCUGCUAACGCUCACGCUCGUCAAGCCGACGAAGAUCUCCAGCAUUGAAAUCGAGUUGGUGGGAAAGACGAGCACGGCCUGGCCUGAAGGAGUGGGCGCGCGCCGCGUCGAAGUCACCGAGGAGCACGAGAUCUACGCACAGUCAUACAUCCUCUUUCGUGCAGGCUCGGAGACACCGUACAGGAACAGCCGCCGCACGCUCUCCGUGGGUCCUGGCAUUGCGCUCGACCGUGAUGACGACGACCGCUCCGAGUCCUCUA
Messenger RNA from Fomitopsis serialis, 400 nucleotides. RefSeq lists its product as uncharacterized. Lineage: Eukaryota; Fungi; Basidiomycota; Agaricomycetes; Polyporales; Fomitopsidaceae. The annotation marks the transcript as partial. The record is from RefSeq and is a predicted model, not a curated record. The transcript has 2 exons.